Molecule: messenger RNA, 1802 nt
Organism: Canariomyces notabilis
Lineage: Eukaryota; Fungi; Ascomycota; Sordariomycetes; Sordariales; Chaetomiaceae
Product: alcohol oxidase
Exons: 2
Coding region: 1-1782 (593 amino acids)
Molecular function (GO): oxidoreductase activity; FAD binding
Source: RefSeq, a predicted model, not a curated record
AUGCGUCUCCAGACGGUGCUGUCACUCUGUUUCGCGCUCGCUGCCACGGGGUUUCAGCACAAUCCGCAGUGCACAUGCGUCCCUGGAGAUGACUGCUGGCCCGGAGAGCGCCAUUGGCUCGCCUUUGGCAAGGAGUUGGGCAAGGACAAACUCAUCAAGACGUCCCCAAUUGCCGAGUCAUGCUACAAUGGCCCGCACCUGGAUCUUGACAAGUGCGCCUACGUGAGGCAGAUGUGGCCGGAUCAGGACUUCCAAACAAGCCAGCCCGUCGGCAGGCCGUACCCCUACAACAUCACCUGCGCCCCUGUGAACUACACGGCCGGCGAGACUCCCACGUCGUGCACCCUUGGUUCGCUGCCCGUCUACGCCGUCAACGCCACCAGAAGAGAAGACAUUGCCCGCACGCUUGCCUUCGCCAAGCGCAACAACAUCCGUAUCGUCGUCACCAGCACGGGACACGACCUGCUGGGCCGCUCUGACGGCUAUGGCGGCCUGCAAGUCUGGCUGCGUCAUUUCCGCAACGGCAUCUACUUCCAAAAGACGUUCAAGUCGGCCACCUCUUGCACCAAGUCCGGCUGGAAAGGAAGCGCUCUUCACAUUGACGGCGCAUGGCAGUGGCGUGACGUGUACAAGGUGGCCAAGGCGAACAAUGUCAUUGCCGUCGGCGGUGGCUCCAUUUCUCCUGGCGCCAUCGGCGGGUGGCCGUCCGGUGGCGGCCACGGCCCGGCCACCCGCAACUAUGGGCUGGGCGCCGACCAGAUUCUCGAGGCCGAGCUGAUGCUUGCCGAUGGCUCCAUUGUCAGGGCCAACCACUGCCAGAACACGGAUCUCUUCCGUGCCAUCCGCGGCGGCGGUCCCGGCUACGGCAUAGUCCUGAGUCAGCACAUCAAAGCCUAUCCCAACGUGAACGUGGUCACAGCGCAUCGGCUUGCUAUUGCCCCGCUCCAGCAGACCCCGGAGAAUGCGGACCUCCUCGACGCCGUCUCCGUUCUCCUUCAGCACUUCCCCGACCUCAACGACAAGGGAUAUGCCGGCUACGGGUUCUGGUUCCGCAAGUUCCCCAGGCCCUUCAUUGGUCAGACGCGGUCUGGCUACACCCACGGCAUCUGGACCAUUGGCAAGGGGCAGGCUGAGGCCGAGGCAGCCAUCAACAGCACGCUGAAGGCGCUUGAAAAGUUCCAGGACAAGCUGUUCAUCCAGUCGACCUUUGCCGAGUAUUCGGAUUACUGGUCGUUCUACGAGGCCGAGUCGGGUCUCUACGACCCGACUGGCUCGACAUCCAUCAUGACGUCGCGCAUGAUUGACCGGGACGCCGUCUUCGAUUAUCAAACGGUCCGCGACACGGUGGAGAUCAUCAGCGGCAAGCCCGAGGAGUACACGUCCAACGUCAUCAUGCUCGUCUCGGGUGGCCAGGUCUUCAAGGACGUCGCCGACAAGAAGUCGGGCCUGCACCCGGCCUGGCGGACCUCGCCCUUCGUCAUCAUCGCGGGCCGCGGCAUUCCCAAGGUCGCAAGCCGCCAAGUCCGACAUGCUGUCACGGACGACGUGACCGACGUCAAGGGUGCCGCCCUCAAGAAGCUGGCCCCCAACACGGGCGGCUACAUGAACGAAGGGGACCGCCAUGACCCGGACUACAUCCAGACCUUCUACGGCGCCAACUACAACAGCCACCUGGCCGCCAAGAAGAAGUACGACCCGCAACACGUCUUCUACUGCCCUACCUGCGUUGGGGCCGAGGCCUUUGUCGAGAGGCCCGAUGGGCCACUGUGCCGCGCGUCGUGAGCAGUUAUAUUACCCACAGU